AUUCCCACAGAUAACAGGAUCCGGUAGGGGCUCCGUUACAACACUACCGAUAGAGGAGGAGAGAUAGCAUCAGUUCGAAGAAUGGGGAAGACGGUGGAGAUAUUGGAGACCGGCUUGGUGACUCCGAGCGACGACACCCCAAAGCAUGAGAUCUGGCUAUCAAACCUGGAUCUAUUGGUGGCCCGGGGUCACACGCCAACGGUCUAUUUCUACCGGCCCAACGGGGCCCCCAACUUCUUCUCGGCGGAGGCCAUGAAGGCGGCUCUGGGCAAGGCUUUGGUGCCAUUCUACCCGCUGGCCGGCCGGCUUGGGGUGAGCCGGGAGGGCCGGGUCGAGAUCCAGUGCACAGGGGAGGGGGUUCUCUUCGUCGUUGCCCGCUCCGACUCGACGGUUGAUGAGUUUGGGGACUUCGCGCCAUCGACGGAGAUGAGGCAGUUGCUGGUGCCGUCGGUGGAGUCCGGCGACCCACCGUGCAUCUUAGUCAUGUUUCAGGUAACGUUCUUCAAGUGUGGUGGGGUGUGCUUGGGCGCCGCCGUGCAUCACACCGCCGCAGACGGGCUCGGCGCACUACACUUCGCCAACUCAUGGGCCGAAAUUGCCCGAGGCAUCGAGCUCGCCGUCCCCCCUUACCUCGACCGCACCCUUCUCCGAGCUCGGUCUCCACCGACCGUGCUCCUCGACCAUGUCGAAUACUCGCAGAAGCCGCAAGCGAAGCCUUCCAGCGGCAGCAAAUGCCCCUUCGACUCCGCCAUCCUAAAGCUAUCCAAGAACCAGCUCAAUUCCCUCAAGAACGUCGGCGGCGGCAAGAAGCCCCUCUCCACCUUCAAAGCGGUCGUCGCCCACGUGUGGCGUUGCGCGUGCAAGGCCCGCCAGCUUUCAAGCGAUCUGGAAACCCGACUGUACAUGACCGCCGAUGCGCGCGCUCGCGUUAAGCCCCCACUUCCAGAAGGCUAUCUCGGCAACGCCAUCUUCAGGACGUCGGCAGUUGCGACGGCCGGAGAAGUCUUGUCCAAUCCACUCGAGUUCAGCGCGGACAUGAUCCAUGGUGCAACCGUUCGAUUAAAUGACGAAUUCAUCCGGUCGCUCGUAGACUACUUGGAGCAGCUCGAGGAUGUGAGGGGGUUGCAGAAGGGUAGGUGGGCGAUGCCGGGCACUGAUCUGUGGGUGAUCAGCUGGCAGGGGCUGCCGAUCUAUGAGGCCGACUUUGGAUGGGGGAAGCCAGUGUUCAUGGGGCGCGCGUGCCUGCAAUUCAGUGGGCUGGUGUACAUCAUGAACAACCCCGGAGACGAUGGUGGUCUCUCGUUGGCGGUGGCGCUGGAGCCGGAGAAUAUGCCGAGGCUCAGGAAGAUAUUCUAUGACGAGUUGGCUGGCUUCUGAAACUUUUUGAGCUCUUGCCUUCAGGUGCUUGUCGCUGUUUAGCUGGAUUAUUGACUCGCAUGCUAAUAAGUUUGGUUCUGGAAUUUACUUUCAGCAUAUUUGAGUUUUGGCGGUUGUCAUUUUUUAUUCCGCCUGGGCAAUUUUAAGGGUUUAUUGAUGUUUCAGCGUAAUUCAGUUUUAAAUAUCCUGAUUGUGAUAACCUGCAAAAGGUGUGCCUGUACAUUAAUUUGCACUAUAGUCUAAUCCAAAAUACGUAUCCAAA
Phoenix dactylifera (date palm) is the source of this 1639-nucleotide messenger RNA. RefSeq names its product putrescine hydroxycinnamoyltransferase 1-like. Gene Ontology annotation, molecular function: acyltransferase activity, transferring groups other than amino-acyl groups. Lineage: Eukaryota; Viridiplantae; Streptophyta; Magnoliopsida; Arecales; Arecaceae. The record is from RefSeq and is a predicted model, not a curated record.